Messenger RNA from Daldinia loculata, 1376 nucleotides. RefSeq names its product nucleolar essential protein 1. Gene Ontology annotation, cellular component: nucleolus; small-subunit processome. The record is from RefSeq and is a predicted model, not a curated record. Gene Ontology annotation, biological process: rRNA base methylation. The transcript has 3 exons. Bases 1 to 789 code for a protein of 262 amino acids. Gene Ontology annotation, molecular function: rRNA (pseudouridine) methyltransferase activity; rRNA binding. NCBI's taxonomy places the organism in Eukaryota, Fungi, Ascomycota, Sordariomycetes, Xylariales, Hypoxylaceae.
AUGCCUUCUACAGUAGAAUAUCGCGCUGGGAAGCGACCUCGCACCCAAUCUCUACCACCUCCGGCUCUCCCCCAGCUUGUCGCCGAACAGCACGUACCCAUAGCCUCCAAUGACAAGGACAGCCAGAGACUCAUAGUAGUCUUAUCCAAUGCCAGUCUAGAGACAUACAAGGCCUCCCACGGUAACGGUGCUGGCCGUGCUGGUAUGCAGCGUGAGGAUAAGUACUCGCUUCUCAACAGCGACGAGCACAUAGGAGUGAUGCGCAAGAUGAACCGAGAUAUUAGCGACGCCCGACCGGAUAUUACACAUCAGUGUCUCCUUACCCUUCUGGAUUCGCCCAUCAACAAAGCAGGCAAGCUGCAAAUAUAUAUACAGACUGCAAAGGGUGUCCUCAUCGAGGUGUCACCUACUGUCCGCAUUCCCCGAACGUUCAAGCGAUUUGCUGGUUUGAUGGUUCAGCUGCUCCAUCGCCUAUCCAUCCGCUCGACCAAUUCGCAAGAGAAACUCCUUCGAGUCAUCCAGAACCCGAUCACGGACCAUCUCCCACCCAAUUGCCGCAAGAUCACGCUAAGCUUUGACUCGGCCACCGUGCGCGUACGAGACUACAUCCAAACGCUUGGACCAAAGGAAAGCAUAUGUGUCUUCGUGGGUGCCAUGGCCAAAGGCCCAGACAACUUCGCCGACGAGUAUGUAGACGAGAAGAUCUCAAUUAGCCAAUACAGUCUUUCGGCUAGUGUUGCAUGCAGCAAGUUUUGCCACGCUGCUGAGGACGUCUGGGACAUCCUCUAAGAUAGUCUCCUAAGCUGAGCCCCUCGAGGAGGAAAAGGGGAAAGUAAGAGGAGGGUAGGUAGUGGAACGUAUUAGGUAUGAAUGAUAAAGCGGGUGUGCCUUGCGAAACCCGCCAUACAACAUGGUGGCAGACGCAGGUAUCCCCGGAGCUUGGGUCUACGGGUUUUGUUCAGUCUCUGUUUUUGCAACCAAAACAUCAGGCGUUCAACAUGAGAUCCAAGACGUUUUCGCCGUCUUAUGUGGGCCACUUCAACUUGGCCCACAGCCCUCUUUCUUUGUUUCCCUUUUUUAACAAAUUCCCCCUUAUGCUAGCUCACCUCUCUAGUCCGAUACCAGGAUUUGCGUCGACCAUGGGACAAGACAAGUGCUUGGGGCCAAAGUCAUUAGACGUGCAGCCCGCCUUUCACGAGGUUCUCAUGGCUUAGCUGAGAGCGGACCUAAUCUUUGUAACAGAACAAUACGUCGGCUUUACGCCGUGCCUAUCAGAUGAGUUCAAGCGGAUUAAGCUGCGGAAGAGUGAGCUGGAUAUUGGAGCAUCUGCUGUUGAGCCAUCCGCUUCUAGGAACGGACAUCGGCGUCAGCGAUAA